AUGGAUGGUACACCCAGACCCUCGUCCUCGCAGGGAGGGUCGGUCGAUAUCAAGAUUGAAAGCGCAAGUGCCGCCACUGUUCUCGGCGAUGAGACCCCUUUCAAGAACACUAGCCCCGAGCCUAGUCUGCGCAAUGACUGGAAGUUGCUAUCCCGCUUUCAGGAGCAACACGAACGAGACUUGGCAUCCGGCUUCAAGCGACAGGAACUUGGUGUCACUUGGCAAAACCUCAGUGUCGAUGUCAUCAGCUCUGAAGCUGCCGUCAACGAAAAUGUUCUGUCACAGUUCAACAUGGCCCAGCAAAUUAAAGAUUCACGCAACAAAGCCGCGCUUCGAACUAUUCUGAACAACAGCCAUGGUUGUGUCAAGCCGGGCGAGAUGCUCCUUGUCCUGGGUCGACCAGGCUCGGGUUGCACAACUCUACUGAAGCUGCUAUCAAACCGCCGAGCUGGCUACAAGUCAGUGGAAGGAGAUGUGCGAUUCGGCUCGCUGGCUCCCGAAGAAGCUUCUCAAUACCGUGGCCAGCUCGUGAUGAACACCGAAGAAGAAGUCUUCUUCCCCACCUUGACCGUCGGCCAGACUAUGGACUUUGCGACUCGCCUCAAGGUUCCAUUUCAGCUACCAAAUGGUGUCGAAUCUGCCGAUGCUUAUCGCCAAGAAACUAAAAGGUUUCUACUCGAGUCAAUGAACAUUUCUCACACUGAGGAUACCAAGGUCGGUAACGAAUACGUUCGAGGUGUCUCCGGUGGUGAGCGCAAACGUGUGUCCAUUAUCGAAUGCCUCGCCACCCGAGGCUCCGUUUUCUGCUGGGAUAACUCCACCCGAGGACUGGAUGCCAGCACUGCUUUGGAAUGGACUAAGGCUAUUCGCGCUAUGACCGAUGUUCUCGGUCUCUCGACAAUCGUCACCCUAUACCAAGCCGGUAACGGAAUUUACGAUCUCUUCGACAAGGUUCUCGUUCUCGACGAGGGCGAGCAGAUCUACUACGGUCCCCGAGAACAGGCUCGGCCUUUUAUGGAAGAGAUUGGCUUUGUUUGCCGUGAAGGAUCUAACGUUGGUGAUUUCCUCACUGGUAUUACCGUGCCCACGGAACGCCGUAUUCGCGACGGCUUUGAAAACCGCUUCCCCCGCAACAAAGAUGCCCUGCGGGAGGUGUAUGAAAAAUCCGCCAUUCACGCCCAGAUGAUCACUGAGUACGACUACCCGAACACCGAUGAGGCCCGCGACCGAACCCAAGUCUUUAAGGACGGUGUCGCCUUUGAGACAGCUAAGCAGCUUCCGAAAAACAGCCCUCUGACCGUCAACUUUGUUGAGCAGGUCAAGGCCUGUGUAUCUCGACAGUAUCAAAUCAUUUGGGGAGACAAGGCCACUUUCGUUAUCAAGCAAGUCGCCACAUUGAUACAGGCAUUGGUUGCCGGUUCGCUAUUUUACAGCGCUGCUGACAACUCAAGUGGUCUGUUUAUCAAAUCCGGUGCCAUCUUUUUCUCUUUGCUAUACAAUAGUCUGCUUGCGAUGUCUGAAGUUACAGAUUCGUUUAGCGGCCGUCCCGUCUUGAUCAAGCACAAGGGCUUUGCAUACUUCCAUCCCGCGGCUUUCUGUUUUGCGCAAAUAGCAGCUGAUAUCCCCGUUUUGCUAUUUCAAAUUAGCAUGUUCGGCCUCGUGGUCUACUUCAUGGUUGGCCUGACGAUGUCGGCCGGCGCCUUCUUUACAUACUGGAUCUUGGUGUUUGCAACAACAAUGUGUAUGACUUCUCUCUUCCGUGCCAUCGGUGCCCUUUUCUCCACAUUUGAUGGAGCUUCAAAGGUGUCUGGAUUCUUUAUCUCAGCCCUGGUCAUGUAUACCGGUUAUAUGAUUGCGAAGCCGGAGAUGCAUCCCUGGCUAGGAUGGAUUUUUUGGAUCGACCCCCUGGCUUACGGCUUUGAGGCUCUUCUCUCCAAUGAAUUCCACGGCAAGGUCAUUCCUUGUGCUGGUACUAACCUCGUCCCAUCAGGUACUGGCUAUGAUGAUCCCGCUCAUCAGUCUUGUGCUGGUGUUGGCGGCGCCAUCCAGGGAAGUACUUACGUCACAGGCGACCAGUACCUGUCCUCGCUUUCUUACAGCCACUCCCACCUCUGGCGCAAUUUCGGGAUCAACUGGGCGUGGUGGGUGCUCUUCGUCGUUGUCACAAUCAUCGCUACGAACAAAUGGAAAUCCCCCAGCGAGAGUGGAAGCUCUCUGGUUAUUCCUCGUGAAUGCCUCGAGAAGCACACUCAGGUUGUCAAACCCGACGAGGAGUCUCAGGUCCGGGAAAAGUCAAAAAGACCCUCCGGUUCCGGUGCCGUCGAGCACAGCGAGAUUAACCAGCAGCUUGUUCGGAACACCUCUGUUUUCACCUGGAAGAAUCUAAAAUAUACUGUGAAGACCCCUACCGGUGACCGUAUUCUCCUCGAUGACGUUUUUGGGUGGGUGAAGCCUGGUAUGCUGGGCGCCUUGAUGGGUUCAUCCGGUGCUGGAAAGACCACUCUACUUGAUGUUUUGGCGCAACGCAAAACCGAUGGUGUUAUCAAUGGUUCUAUUCUGGUUGAUGGUCGUGAGCUUCCUAUUUCCUUCCAGCGCUCUGCUGGAUAUUGUGAGCAACUCGAUGUUCUUGAGCCUUUCGCCACAGUCCGUGAAUCUUUGGAGUUCUCGGCUCUGCUCCGCCAGGCCGGGAAUGUUCCUCGCGAGGAGAAGCUGAAAUAUGUCGAGACUAUUAUUGAUCUUCUAGAGCUGCACGAUUUGGCCGAUACUCUGAUCGGUUACGUCGGCGCUGGUUUGAGUGUUGAGCAGCGUAAGCGUGUCACUAUCGGUGUUGAGCUUGUUUCCAAACCUAGCAUUCUGAUAUUCCUGGACGAACCCACUUCCGGUCUUGAUGGACAGUCUGCUUAUAAUACCGUCCGAUUCCUACGGAAGCUUGCGGAUGUCGGCCAGGCUGUUUUGGUUACUAUUCACCAGCCGUCCGCUCAACUGUUUGCUGAAUUCGAUACUCUUCUUUUGCUCACCAGGGGGGGUAAGACUGUCUAUUUCGGUGAUAUUGGCGACAAUGCGCAGACAGUCAAGGGCUACUUCCAACGCUACGGCGCUCCUUGCCCUAGCGAAAUCAACCCCGCUGAACACAUGAUUGACGUCGUCUCUGGACACCUUAGCCAAGGCAAAGACUGGAACCAGGUUUGGCUUGAAUCACCAGAGCACCACAAGGCACUCGAGGAGCUUGAUGAGAUUGUCAACACUGCUGCAUCCAAUCCCCCCGGCACCACCGAUGACGGCUGCGAGUUUGCCACUACUAUUGUAGAGCAGACUAAGCUUGUGACACUCCGCAUGAGCACUGCUCUCUUCCGUAACACCGACUACGUUAACAACAAGUUCGCUCUUCACAUUUCCUCUGCCUUGUUCAACGGAUUCUCUUUCUGGAUGAUCGGUGAUAGCGUUAGUGCUAUGCAACUGCGCCUCUUCACUAUCUUCAACUUUAUCUUUGUCGCCCCCGGUGUCAUCAACCAGUUGCAACCUCUCUUCUUGGAGCGUCGUGCUAUCUAUGAGCAGCGUGAGAAGAAGUCCAAGAUGUAUUCAUGGUGGGCGUUUGUGACUGCCCUUGUGGUGUCCGAGAUCCCCUAUCUCUGCAUUUGCGCUGUGUUGUACUUCGUGUGCUGGUACUGGACCAUUGGUGGAGUCACCGCUGCCUCCAAGUCCGGCUCGACCUUCUUCAUGAUGCUCCUCUACGAGUUCGUCUACACUGGCAUUGGCCAAUUUGUUGCUGCUUACGCCCCGAACGCUACUUUCGCCUCUCUGGUCAAUCCCUUACUCAUCGGUACUCUUGUUUCCUUCUGUGGUGUCCUGGUUCCCUACACCCAGAUCCAAGCAUUUUGGAGGUAUUGGAUUUAUUGGAUGAAUCCCUUCAACUACCUCAUGGGUGGCCUUCUCGUAUUCAAUGUCUGGGACACUGAGGUGAACUGCAAGGAGGAGGAGUUCGCCGUCUUCAAUCCUGCCAACGGAACCACUUGCGGAGACUACCUCAAGUCUUACAUGGAGACCACAGGGUCGCGCAUGAACCUGGUCAAUCCCCUUGCGACAGAAUCUUGCAAGGUAUGUCAGUACACUCACGGAAGCGACUACCUUUACAACCUCAACCUGAAGGAGUACUAUUACGGCUGGCGCGACGUCGGCAUUGUUGCCAUUUUCGUUGUCAGCUCGUAUGGUAUGGUUUACCUGUUGAUGAAGCUGCGGACCAAAGCCUCAAAGAAGGCUGAGUGA
This is a messenger RNA of Penicillium soppii, 4263 nucleotides long. RefSeq names its product ABC multidrug transporter atrF. Lineage: Eukaryota; Fungi; Ascomycota; Eurotiomycetes; Eurotiales; Aspergillaceae. Gene Ontology annotation, biological process: transmembrane transport. The transcript is spliced from 2 exons. The coding region runs from base 1 to 4263 and encodes 1420 amino acids. Gene Ontology annotation, cellular component: membrane. Gene Ontology annotation, molecular function: ABC-type transporter activity; ATP binding; ATP hydrolysis activity. The record is from RefSeq and is a predicted model, not a curated record.